GUUAUAAGAAUGGCGUUUGGGUGCGUUUCCCAGCAGCAGUUCCAGGAAGAAAUUCUACGAAUUCAGGCCUUUUCUCAGCAAAAUGACUCUUUUCCUUGGUCCGUCAGAUUUGUCCCGGGACUGCAAGAAGAUGGAUACUUAUGCUGCAGGAGGCCAAGGGAGUGGAAUGGUGAUAUUAGUCCAGAUAGGAUGGACAGCAAUAUUGAAGUCCCUGAAGAAGUGGGGAGUCAGAAAAUAGUUGAUGAAGAUUCAGCAGCCCUGGAUAUUCCUACGUCUGAAACGUGCAACUAUGAGUAUCACAUUGUCUACAGUGCAAGCUAUGGCGUCCCUGUGCUUUAUUUCAAUGCCUGUAAACAAGAUGGCCAGCUAUUGAGUCUUGAAGACAUCUGGAGGAAUGUGCCCCAAUACCACCAAGAUCGCUUGAGGCAUGAGAAAUGGACAUUUAUUACACAGCAGGAACAUCCACUUCUUGGCCGACCAUUCUUCCAGGUCCAUCCAUGUCACACUUCAACGUUGAUGAAGCAAGUUCCGGAGAAACCAAGAAAUUAUGUUGUCAGCUGGCUGAGUGUUGUUGGACCAGUUGUUGGUAUUGAUGUUCCAAUGUCAUAUAGUGAAAUAGGGUGAAAGGUUUGUGAUUCUGAAUGGACCAUUCAACAAAAACUGUCAGUAAUGGUUUCAGCUAAAAUAGAGAUCUAAUGCCGACCAUGGCUUUCCACUAAGUCUGUCGGAUAGGCCUGUGGUAUCAGUUAGAUGAAAUGAGCGGGAGAGCUCUCCCAGUCAGCAUGAAGAAUGAACAACUUGGCUUAAAGGGACCAUACAGGAAAUCAACAAUCUGAAAUCUCUGUCGGUCCUUCUUUUGCAUUUCAGUCCUUCUUUUGCAUUACCUCUUAGACUUAUGCGUGAAUCUAAGAGUCAGUCUUGUCAAUGCAUGCAACAAUGGCUUUGUUUGGGUGGCCAUCUAUACUGGAACUCUGCAACUAUACAUUGGUGAUGACCUUGAGUAUCUUGUGCCGUCAUGCAGUGUUGUAUUACAAUGUAAGAACUUAUUCUUGAAGGCAUGGUCUGCAGUAAUUUGCAUUUGAAUGGAUUUUCCAAUUCAAACUGUAAACCAAGUUAUUGCAGAAUUAUUCAUUUCGUCAUCGAAAUUGAAAAUAAAUCCAAUAAAUCCAAUAAAUAUUGAUACAUAUUAACGAAGUUGAGUCGUCUUGAUUCAUGUGCGCAUCAACUCGCGUAGUGCGUCGCCCGGCCUUAUUGAGCAAUCUGUGCCUUACACGUAUGUCAAUUUUAUAUCCACUAUCAGAUUGUGACAUAAUGAAGCUCAUAAACACCGCAUUAAGUAUUUAU
Lineus longissimus is the source of this 1344-nucleotide messenger RNA. Its product is annotated as ubiquitin-like-conjugating enzyme ATG10. Gene Ontology annotation, cellular component: intracellular anatomical structure. The record is from RefSeq and is a predicted model, not a curated record. The transcript has 7 exons. Gene Ontology annotation, biological process: protein modification by small protein conjugation; macroautophagy; protein lipidation. Lineage: Eukaryota; Metazoa; Nemertea; Pilidiophora; Heteronemertea; Lineidae. Gene Ontology annotation, molecular function: Atg12 transferase activity. Bases 10 to 624 code for a protein of 204 amino acids.